CAAAAAGGCGUUGAGUGUGAGUCGUCAGCACGGAGAGCAGAACACGCCGCUGAGUCCCGUUCACUUGCAAACAAAAACACCUUUUAGAGAGAGAGAGAGAUAGAGAGAGAGAGAGAGAGAGAGAGAGAGAGAGAGAGAAUGGGGAAAAGACAUGUACCGGAUCCUCCGAACUUGAAGAAAUACGGCGUACCUUUAUACUCCGUUGCUUGGGUUCCCCAAACCGUUCUCAAAUCGCGCCAAAAUGUAGCCGACGAUGAUUCCUCCGACGCCGAUCAUAAAUCUCUACCAGAGACAGAAGCACUGGACGCCGGGAAGUACCUGGUAUUCGCCGGCGGCGGUGGAGAAGGCCGCAGCGGUAUCCCUAAUUCUGUAUUGCUCGCACACUUCGAUGUUGCGUCGGAUUCUCUCUCUGACCAACCGGUGUAUAAACUAGGAACUGCUUCUGAGUUGCCUUAUAGAAUGGCACUUCACCCCAAUGGAGAUGGCAUUAUUUGUGCAAUGGAAAUGCCAAAGAGUUGCAGGUGGUUUGACUGGGAUCAAAACGAGAGUGCUGAAGUUCACAAGUUGGGUCUGAAGUUGUCAGAGAAAGUGCUCACGCAGUUGGAUAAUGUUGGACUACAAUUAGCAUUGGCAUUCAACAAUGAUGGUACUACAUUAGCUGCUGGUGGAGAGGAUGGCAGUCUAAAGGUUUUCAAGUGGCCUAGCAUGGAAAAUAUUAUCAACGAGUCUAAUGCUCAUUCUACUGCGAAGGACUUGCAUUUCAGUUCUGAUGGCAAGUUGAUUGCCUCUUUGGGAGGUGGUGGCCCCUGCAGGGUUUGGGACAUUUCUUCAGCAAUGGUCUUAGCUACUCUAACAAAUGAAAAUCGUGAAAUUUUUAGCUCUUGCAAAUUUUCUGAAAUAAAUGGGAAUCGAGUCCUAUAUAUUGCUGCCAUGAUAGAUAAAGAUAAAGGAAGCAUCCUGACCUGGAAUACGCAAACCUGGGAAAGGAUUAGCACAAAGUAUAUUUUGCGUGAUGCAAUAUGUGCAUUCAAUGUCUCAGCUGAUGGAAAGUUUCUGGCGUGCGGAACACCUUCAGGAGAUAUUGUAAUUGUAAAUUCAACAAAGAUGCAGGUUCAGACAAUGAUAAAAAAGGCUCACCUUGGCAUAAUAACUGCUUUAGCAUUUUCCCCUGAUUCAAGGGCAUUGGCUUCUGUAUCCCUGGAUUCAAGUGCAAAGGUAACAGUAAUUGAAGAGAAGAAAAAUGGAGGGCUGAGCUUGUGGAUUGCAAUAUUUAUCAUCCUAAUUGCAGUAGCUGCUUACUUCCUGAAGAUUGAAGGAAUUGAAAAGUUGUUUCAAUAUUAAUAGUCAAAUAUAUAGGAAUAUUUCUGCUUGCUAAGCAGCUUUAUCAACAUUACUGAAGCAUUUCCAUUUUUGGGGUUUCACAUAUACUUUUUUUUUCCUUCAUAUUUUCGUCAUUGUGAAUGGAUGUUCCAUUGGUUAUGACCCUCUGUCUCAUUAAUGUUUUGUAGAUUGUAUAAUUAUGGUGUUAAAUCGUUAUGGAUAUCUAUAUAUUUUUAUGUGCUUGUUCAA
Molecule: messenger RNA, 1569 nt
Organism: Cicer arietinum (chickpea)
Lineage: Eukaryota; Viridiplantae; Streptophyta; Magnoliopsida; Fabales; Fabaceae
Product: SEC12-like protein 2
Biological process (GO): endoplasmic reticulum to Golgi vesicle-mediated transport
Cellular component (GO): endoplasmic reticulum membrane
Molecular function (GO): guanyl-nucleotide exchange factor activity; protein binding
Source: RefSeq, a predicted model, not a curated record